AUGCCCCGUAAGAGUAGAAAAUUUAUAGUAGGAUUUUUCAUCAUAGUCGUGAUCAUAGUGAUCUGGAUAGGGAUUUGUAUGAAAAGAGAAUACAACAAGGAUAAACAGCUGUCGAAAACCAUGGAUGAAUAUAAUACGAUGCUUGUAAAAGAAAGAUUAGCUGCCCGCUCUGCUAUGGGCAAUUUAUACAUGAGCACCCAGACAGUUAGUGAGAACUUGAACAAAAUGGCAGGCCAGUAUGGCAGUUCUUUUAAGUUUCUGGGAGCUGAUGCAGAUGGACUCUUUACUAAAGACAAUUCAUUUGUUAAAUUAGUCACAGAACACUUAAAAGAAGACGUUCUCAGAUUUGGAGGCGAUUCUUUUACACUAGCUAAGAUAAUAGAAUUUAUGGCCUCUCCAACAGAUAAAACAAACAAAUAUUUAUGCAACUAUAACGAGGAUCCUAGCAUGGGAAUAUUGGUUCCUCCAAGGUUAACCAACUGUAGCGAUGACAUUUUGAAUAUUUUAUUGACUUUUGUAGACCUGCAAGAGAAGGUGCAAAAAAAAAUUGUUAUACAAAAUGCUGAGCCGUCCAGUGACUUCAAGUUUUCGAAGUUUAAGUACUUUGAAACGGCAGAACAUAUUACAGUGAGCAAUGUGUCUUUGCACUCGAACACUUUUAAGGACAUGGAGAAUUUUGGAGCUCUCAAGAGUCUGAGAAUCACCAAAAAUACAAAACUAGCUGGCAGCACAGCUGCAAGAGUCAAUAUAAACACUUUAGAAUCUUUUGCAAUAAUAGAGAUUGAAGAGAAAGAGGCUGAGCACUUUCUGCACUCUAUAGAUGUAAGCAGUGCAAGUUUCGGUCUAGCCAUUAGCGAUGUAAAUCUAAUCAACGCUGAGACAAUUUCCAAGCUAACGUAUCUAUCUUCUCUUAGCAAAUUAGAAUUGUAUGGAAUAGUGUUCAAAGAAGUGCCUGACUUUACUUUCAUCAAAAAGAUUAGGAGUCUGAACACGCUGAUAAUGCUAGACAUAUUUUAUGCAUACAAAGAAAAGUAUGAAGAAAACUUAUUUUCGCAAAUUAAGAAAAAUGUGAUUUACUUGAACAUAAGCCAAGCGGCGAGUAAAAGCAAUACAUACACUGAAAAAGAGAAGAAGAUUAUCGAAGAAAACAAAAAGAUAGGGGAGUCUAUCAGCCCAGCAUACGUCUAUAUGAACAAGAAUCUUUAUCACGACCUAGGGAUUAGCAGCCUCAAGAGGAACGAAGACACGUUUAUAAACGUUAUAUUUCCUCUUCUUAAAGACAAUACUUUUGCCAACACAAUAACAUAUGAUAUAAGCUUUAGCAUGGACUUUAAAAAGAACCAUCUAGAUAUUGUAAGUUCUACAGUCUCUAAUGAGAUGGACAUCAAAUUUCUUGGCUAUAUAAUCGGUUUGCAGUUUCCUUUUAGCUCUUACACAGAACUUAAAAGCAUAGGGUUGGAAGUACACCAUAAAAACGAAGCAUGUGAGCCAUUUAUGAACACUUUUAUGAGAUCGAUAUGCCCAUAUUCAAGCUCUAAAUCUAUCGAAAAUCUGUGUAUCAAGUCAAAAAACAAAGCAAAUAUAGAUAUAAAUACUAUCAUCGAGUGUGGUAAGCUUUUCAAAGGCUUAAAGACGAUAAGAAUUCAGAACAGCAACAUAGCACGAGAAUUCAUCAGAGACACAAAUAAAGUAGGAGUGGACGGCACUCCUCAGUACGAUAUGCAUACAAGUAACGAUGGAGAAGCAAUAGAAGUAGAAUUCAAUAGAGAUAACUGA
Molecule: messenger RNA, 1776 nt
Organism: Nematocida minor
Lineage: Eukaryota; Fungi; Microsporidia
Exons: 1
Coding region: 1-1776 (591 amino acids)
Source: RefSeq, a predicted model, not a curated record